Molecule: messenger RNA, 5208 nt
Organism: Trichechus manatus latirostris (Florida manatee)
Lineage: Eukaryota; Metazoa; Chordata; Mammalia; Sirenia; Trichechidae
Product: zinc finger protein 420-like
Exons: 4
Coding region: 403-2211 (602 amino acids)
Biological process (GO): regulation of DNA-templated transcription
Molecular function (GO): RNA polymerase II cis-regulatory region sequence-specific DNA binding; DNA-binding transcription factor activity, RNA polymerase II-specific
Source: RefSeq, a predicted model, not a curated record
UGAGCUGUUAGUCAUGUCAGAAUUGGGUUGCUGUAGUCUUCUGUGGACUUGAAUCACAGGGCAUGAUAGUACUAAGGAAUCUGUGUAUUCCAGACAUAAUCUCUUCCCAAUUAGUCCAGCUUCAUUGACUUCUUCUUUACUAGGUCCACUCAGCAUGUCAUCAGUGUAAUGGACCCGUGUGACAUCUUGUGGAAGGGAUGGGUGAUCAAGGUCCCUACCGACUAAAUUAUGACAUAGGGCUGGAGAGCUGUUAUACCUCUGAGGUAGGACAGUGAAGAUGGGUUGCUGGCUUGCAGGCUGAAGGCAAACUGCUUUGGUGGUUCUUUAAAAUAGGUGUGGAGAAAGGCAUUAGCCAGAUCAAUAACUGCAUACCAGUUACCAGGACAUGUAUUUGCUCAAGCAAUGAAACCACAUCUGGAACAGCAGCUGCAGUUGGAGUCACACCUGGACUCAGUGGUGUUUGAGGAUGUGGCCGUGGACUUUACCCAGGAAGAGUUUGCUUUACUGGAUUUUGCUCAGAGGAAACUCUACAGAGAUGUGAUGAUGGAAACCUUCAAGAACCUGGCCUCAGUUGGAGACAUCUGUGAAUUCCAUGGCAUUGAAGAGCAGCAUAACAACCAGGGGAGUCAUGUGAGAAGUCAUACAGAUGAGCACCUCUUUGAAAGUACAGAGAAAGAAAAGGAAAGGAAAGAAUGUAAUCAGUGUGGAAAAACUUUCAGCAAGAUUCCAUAUCUUACCAGCCUCGAAAGAAUUCCUGCUAGAGAAAAUCCUUCUGAAUGCUGUCAAUGUGGAAAAGCUUUCAUGAAUCAUUCUUCAUUUAAACAUCACUUCAGAUCUCACACUGGAUGCAAUACCAAUGAGUGUGAGGAAUGUGAAGUAGCCUGCAGUUCUCCUUACCUAAGCAUUCAUGUAAAAACUCUUCCUGGACAGAAAAUUGAUGAAAGUAAGAAAUGUGGCAUCACCUGUAGUUCCUCAUCCCUCAUUACACAUAUACAAAGUCAUGGUAAAGAGAGGCCUUAUGAAUGUAAGGAAUUUGGGAAAGCCUUUGGUCAGUUCUCAGCCCCCAUUGAAUAUAAAAAUAUUCAAAAUGGAAAGCAACCUUAUGAUGGUAAGGAAUAUGGGAAUACCUUUAGUUCUUCCUCAUCCCUCAGUAAACAUAUUAGUAUUCACAGUGGAGUAAGGCCUUACGAAUGUGAGGAAUGUGGGAAAGCAUUUAGUAAGUCCUCGAAGCUGAAUAGCCAUGUAAGGACUCACAGUGGAGAGCGGCCUCAUGAAUGUAAGGAAUGUGGGAAAGCCUUCAGUUGUGCUUCAUCCCUCACUAGACAUAUAAGAACUCACAGUGGAGAGAGGCCUUAUAAAUGUAAGGAAUGUGGGAAAGCCUGUAGCCAGUCCUCACACCUGAUCACCCAUAUAAGAACUCACAGUGGAGAGAGGCCUUAUGAAUGUAAGGAAUGUGGAAAAGCAUUUAGGUGGUCCUCACACCUCACUACACAUAUAAGAACUCACACUGGAGAGAGACCUUACAAAUGUAAGGAAUGUGGGAAAGCCUUUAGGCGAGCCUCAAAUCUGAUGAAUCAUAUAAGAACUCACAGUGGAGAGCAGCCUUAUGAUUGUAAGGAAUGUGGAAAAUCUUUUUCUGAUUCCUCAAGCCUCACUACACAUUUAAGAACUCAUAGUGGAGAGAGGCCUUAUAAAUGUAAGGAGUGUGGAAAAGCCUUUCGGCAGUCCUCGCACCUGAUCAACCAUAUAAGAAUUCACAGUGGAGAGCGGCCUUAUGAAUGUAAGGAAUGUGGGAAAGCCUUUAGCCAGUCUUCACACCUGAUCAACCAUGUAAGAACUCACAGAGGAGAGAGGCCUUAUGAGUGUAAGGAAUGUGGGAAAGCAUUUAGCCGAUACUCAAACCUGAUCAACCAUAUAAGAGCUCACAAUGGAGAGCGCCCUUAUGAAUGUAAGGAAUGUGGGAAAGCAUUUAGCCGGUUCUCAAACCUGAUCAACCACAUAAGAGCUCACAGUGGAGAGCGGCCUUACGAAUGUAAGGAAUGUAGGAAAGCCUUUAGCCAGUCCUCACACCUGAUCAACCAUAAAAGAACUCACAGUGGAGAGUGGCCUUAUAAAUGUAAGGAAUGUGGGAAAGCAUUUAGCCAGGCUUCAUCUCUCUCUCAACAUGUAAGAACUCACAAUGGAGAGAGAACUUAUGAAUGUAAGGAAUGAGGUAACAUCUUUGGUUGUCAUUUGAAAACGUGAGAAGGUACACUGAAAAGAAGUAAUAGAUUACACAUGACGUUCUAUGAAUGUAAAAGAAGCCUUCAGUGUCCGUCCUUCUUCCAGACUUCUAUGAUACCUUACACACGGGAGAGACUCUGCAGCUGUAAGCAAACUACUACUUCAGCUGUUGCAAACGACUUUGGAGAAGUAUCAAAAUGUUAUUUUGGUUCUGUUAUAUAAAAAUUAUUACAAAAUCUCAGCAACCCUUGGUGUCAAACUGUGGUGUUUUUUGUUUUUUUAAUCAACUAUGUUUUUAAAGUUUAUAUUUUUUCACAUAGAACAGUAUGUUCUCAUUGUAGAAAGUUUGAUUUUAUUAUAAGGAAAAGCAGAAAUUACUUAAAAUUCCACCACUCUCGUUAUUUUAGAUAUUAUCUUUUGGCAUUCUUUGUAUGCAAAACAGUGUUUUCUUAAAGAAUCUGGAUUAUACUGUGUGUUUGUGUUGUACCCAACUUUUUUUCAUUGUUUUUCUUAAUUAUCUUUCACAACUAUAAUGAUCCCUAGUUUACUAAUGAGAAAACUGCACAGAAGAUUUUAACCCACAUCCCAUCUUUUCAGAAUAAUGUCUGUCUCGGAUGGUGCUGUAAGAAGUAGGAUUUUUGUUGAAGGUUCACAUUGGGUAUACACAGAGAUGGUAGACCCGCACAGACCUACAACCUAACCUAGAUGCAAUGGAGCUUCUGUCUGGCACAAGCACAAAACCUGUAUUUUAAAACAGUCCUGCUUUUGGUAAUUUUGUGGUUUGAGCAGAGUGCACUAGGCCAGGAGUUGAGGCUGUAGUUGCUGGACUGGGCUGGACUGCACUGAUGGCUGCUGCUCCACCAAGGGUGCACACCUGCUGCAGGGCCUGGACAUUUAUACAGAGCUCCUCUGCCCCUACAGUGAAGUGGUAUCUUCUUGCUUGACUUCUCACGUAAGGGGCUUUGGACAUAGUGACUAUAGGUAGCAAAAGCCUUCAAGUUAGGUUUCACAUUGACCCAGCAAUUCUCCUUUCAGAAUCAUUUCUUGGAAGUUCUUGGGCGCUGUAAUGGUGUACCUUGAUAACUGUGCUAGAUUGUGGAAAUAGGGGAAAUGGUGUCAGUGUCCAACAGGAAGGGAGUUUUCAGAUAAAUGCCUGGCUACAUGUCAGUGUUGUACUGCCACUAAAUGAAUUUUUUCAGAAGAAUUUAGUCCACAGGAGAAGCCAUCAUAGCUUCAAGUGUGAUAGGAUAUAAAAGCGUACAUAAUGAUGGCAGUUUAUAAAAAAUUUACGUGUAUAGACAAAUCAGCCUGUAGAGAUCUGUCCCAAAGGCAAGACUAGGUGAUUACUCUGUUUCUGACUAACUUGAAAAUUUUCUGCAGUCAUUGUUCAUUACUUGUUCAAUUUUUUAAAUUUAAAAACAUUAAUUUGCUUUUGGGAUGUACAGUAACAUCUGUUUUGACAAAUAUGUCAAGUCGUAUAACCAGUACCACAAUGAAAAUACAGCUUUUCUCCUUCCUCCAAAAAAUUCCCUAGUGCUGCCACUUUUUAGUCAUGAAUCCCUAGCACUUGUCCAUGUACAUAUCAUGCUGUAUGGAGUUUUUAGAUUCUGGCUCCUGUCAUUUAGAGUAAUGAAUUUGAUGUUCAUCCAGGUUGAUGAAUGUAUAUAUACAUUCUGGUAGUUUAUUCCUUUUUAUUGCUUUGUACUGUGUUGUGUAGAUAUACCAUAGUUUGUGUAGUCAUCAGGUUAAGAAUAUUUGAGUUUCCAGGUUUUUGUUUUUUGUCCUUUUAAAUAAAACUGCUGUAAACAUUGUUGCACAGGGUUUUACAUGGACAUAAUGUUUGACUUUUCUCAUCUAUAUCCCUAUGUAUGGGAUUGCUGUUUCAUGAUUAAUUUCAUAAGAUUACCUUCAUAAGAACUUUCACUCUCAGAGUGCCAUUUUAUAUUCUACCAACAAUAUAAUUCCAGUUGCUGGGAUAUGGAGAGGCUGCUUUUCUAGUGGAAUAAAAUACACUUCUGUUUGCCUCUGGCUUUAGGGGAGGGAUUUGGGUUGGCAGCUUACCUGACAGGCAUCCCUGCAUUUGUGAGGACAGCGUGUGCAAUGUAGCAUCUGGAUUAGUCCUCAGGCACAAGUGUAUGGAGCUAAGGCUAUGCCAUUACUGCCCAGAUUGAAAGCUGGAGGAAACUUGCACUGUCAGAAUGCUGUGCCUGCAGGGAUCCUCCACUGGACAACCCACACAGAGCAACGUAGGGACAAAAAUACCCUCUCCAGGAGCCUGGAAGGUGAUCACACUGGAAAUGGAAAUGAAAGCCCCUUCUUCCUGCAGUGUCCUUCAUUGUCCUCCAUACACUGAUGACUGGCAGAGAAACGCCCUAGCUCCAUUAUCAGAUCAGGAAAAAAUAAGGUAUCUGCAGCAGAAGCAACAGAUUGAUAACCAAGACAAUGAUCAAAAUGUAGCUUUUGUUGGUUUUCUGUCAGUGAUAAACCAUCUCCUAGCAAAGUGAAAGCUUAGGUCUUGGUGCCCAACCUCUUCCCCUCCCUGUAGGAGCUUAAAGCGUCUGCCUCUUGUGCCUGUCAGCCUCUCCUACCAACUCUACCUUCUCUGACACCAACCUACUGAAAAUGCAACUUCUGUCUAACCAACUGGAGCAAUGUCUGAUCUAACAAGUGAAAGGGCACAGCUCUAGAAUGCCAAGUGUGGCCAAGAUUGCAGACACCAAGCAAAAUUUUAGGGGCCCCUGGAAUCACCCAGACUUCCAAUUAACUAGCUAAAAUUUUGUUUCCACUACCACCUUGUGUUCAAUAAUUUGCUAGAAUGAUGCAGAACUUAGGAAGUGGCUCAGAGUUUUAAGAUAACAAAAAGGAUACAAAUCAAGACUAGCAUUUAAAGCAGAGCAGCAUAUGAUGAGGGUUAGCAGGGUGUCAAAUGUGGAGUUGCUAUGUCACAAGCAUAAUUUAUUUCUUCACGCAUCCCAUGCAUAUACG